UUACGUCGCGGGACGAAAAGCUUCUCGUCUCGAGACACGCUUCAUGGAUACAGCUGACUUCUGCUCGGCGAAGAUGCACAUGUGACGUUUGCACGUCUUGUUUACAUCAGAAUGUCUCAGCUGCAGCCACCGAUCCAGAUCCCACUCGCGGCAGGGCCCCUGCUGGACGUCCAGGAGAUGCGGUUCUGGCUGGACAAAGCAGUGGCGUGGGGCCAGGCCGACCGCCCCGGCACUCGGAAAGACACCGCCCUGCACUUGAGCAGACUGAGGGAUUUCCUCCAGCAACUCCUCACAUUUAUCAACAGCGUGAGCUCCACAGCAGAGACCAUGAAGAGGCUGCCCCUCCUCGGACAGUUCCUUGGCCGACUCUGCUGGAACCCUUAUGUCACCGCCGAUGCUCCGGGCAGGAGGCUGUUGUUCCAGAGUCUGUGGGGACUGUACUCGGAGUGUCCAGGCAGUGCUGUGGAAACAAAGGCUAACCAGUGGAUACGGAAGGUGCUGUGUCAGCUUGCUACGGAGGAAGACGAUGCUCCGGCGCAGGCGUUGAUGAAGCAAAUUGGCGUUCCACCUCAAGAGUACCAUCUCGAGGUUCUGAGAAAGACGGUGGCACUGCUGCAGGAAAACAUCGGGAAGAGAUGCAGUUCUUUGGGCGACAUUAAUCAGAGGUGUUCAUGCGACAGCAUUCUGGCCACAUCAGAAGCCUGCGUCCCCCUGGUCACGUGCCCCGAGGCGGCUCCUCUCAUUGGUGCACUGCUGCAGCUGCCAGGGACUUGUGUCCGGGCGGCACUGAGUGAACACUUCCUGGAUGCUGUGAGCUCCGCCUACUCCAGCCAAUGCUUGCCAUUGGAGGAGCAGGCUGUGGUCUCUCUGUGGUCUCACCACCUGUCCAGCCUGGAGGAGGCCGUGCUCAGUCUGCUGGAGUGCGCUCUCACCACCUCGGGGUCAAAUCCUCAGAAGCAACUGGAACAGUCACUGCUUCCCAAAGCCUGUGCUCAGCACUGCUCUCUGUUCCUGGUUGUGAACGACAUCUUCAGGUCCCUCCUUAAGCAGGCCGAAGGGAAAGAGUCCGUGAAGUAUUUCAUCCAGGCCUUCACCGGCUGCUUCCUCCGGGAACGAGCACUGCAGCAGCAGACGAGGGUAUCUUUGAAGGCCAUGUUCCCACAGUCGCCUUCCAGUCUGCUGCUUCCUCUCUUGACCCGCCCGUCAGAGGUGCCUCAGGAGGCCCGGAGACGUCACCUGAACUGGCUCAGCGGCUCGUUACAGAGACUGGCCGAGGAGGAAGAGGAGGAAGAGGAGGGAGACGGAGACAACGGCACCAGCUUAGCGGGGUACCACCGAGUGUUCGAGGCCUGGUUCCUGCUGGUCCAGUGCGCCCACUGGGUGCAAGUGGCCGUCCAGCUGCUGGUGACAUCGGAACCCGAGGCCCGCGGCCCCCUGUGGUGGCUGCUCCUCUUCUACCACCACCCCACCAACAGGGGGCAUGACCGAGCGCGACAGCUGGUCCAGGGGAGAGAGGCAUGGGAGCACCUCCACGCCCUGCUCCUGACCUCGGCUGUGGACCGCCUGCAGCCGUUGGUCACUCUGCUGGCACCACGAGGUCAGCGGCCGUCUCCAUCGCUGAUCCUCCACCUGUUGGUCAACUGGGCUGUCUUUCUCCAGCAGACCCCGAGUGCAGCGACAGAAGUCAUCCAGGCGGUGCUGGAGCAGUGUUCUCUGGUUGAAGAGGCGCAGUGUGUCCUCAGCUCCCUGGAGUUCAGGCUAAAGGAAGAGAACUGCUUAUCAAGCGACACAAAACGAGUUCAUCUCAGGAUCCACGCACUUCAAAACACACUCACACGUAUGCAUGCAGCAUCAAGGCCUGCCGAGGACUAAGCACACACACACACACACACUCACAAUAAUUAAUAAAGCAACACAGCAGUGAGUUCCUCCUCAGCUCAGGGUUUUUCCAAGGCACCUUUGCAGAAUGUCAAAUAGCCUCUCUGGUGAAGACGUUCUGCGCUGCAGUGACAUGAGUGUGUCAAAACAGCACAGCAAGCACAGAUUAUGUGGAGAGGCUACAAUUAUACACACACACACGCACACACACGCACACACACACACACACGGUCCACAAGGACACUUGAACAGUGACAGAUUGCGAAGAAGCAGCGGCUCGUACGAUGUGUCAGAGUCCUCCCACUCAUUGUCCCACGAUAAACUUCCUUCACGCUCCACAUGCCGACUGGAGGACAUUAAUAUUCGGAGGACAGGAAAACCAACUUGUGUGGGAUUUGUAUUCAAAUUGUGUAAUGUUAUAAGAAAAAACAUAUAUCGCCAGUACUGAGUAUAUAUGAUCAAAUGUAAAUAUUAAUAUAUUUUCGCAUUUUCUAUUGCUUUCUUAUUUAUACAGAUGGAGAAUGACUGUUUUUGUGUUCUCCAACGACUAGAAGCAUUGGGGUACCUGGCUUACAUAACAACCUCUAUGAGUACUGAUGACUACUGCAUGAGCUGUACACACAUACACACAAACGCAUACUAUUUAUUGUGCUGGCAUCGUGCAGGAUGUUUGAUAUUGUGUUUUCUAUGUGGUGCAUAAUGUACUUGUAAUUAGCCAACAGAUUUGAUUUCCACAUUUUUAAGAGUAAAAUUUGGGCUAAAUAUUGGAGUACUAUGGAAAUGCAUUUUCUCUUUCAAUAGAUGUGGUACUUCAACAUUCAGUAUGUGUGUUACUGUAAUCAACAACAAAUUCAACUCAAAUAGAGGUUGAUGCCUUUUGACUUUUAAGGUAUUUGCCUGUCUAGGUCAGUAUAAAUUAAAAAGUUCAUACUAUAGUAUGUCA
Pseudoliparis swirei is the source of this 2821-nucleotide messenger RNA. RefSeq names its product FA complementation group C (gene fancc). The record is from RefSeq and is a predicted model, not a curated record. Gene Ontology annotation, biological process: interstrand cross-link repair; nucleotide-excision repair; cellular response to oxidative stress. The transcript is spliced from 15 exons. Lineage: Eukaryota; Metazoa; Chordata; Actinopteri; Perciformes; Liparidae. Gene Ontology annotation, cellular component: Fanconi anaemia nuclear complex. The coding region runs from base 112 to 1872 and encodes 586 amino acids.